CUUGAUGAAUGUAAAAUGUUAAUCAAUUCCAAAAAUUGGCCUUGGACACCGGUAUCGAAGGAAUAAGGAUCUCAAGGAUACAGAAAUACUGUGGUGGAUACCACACUAUUUAGAAUACCUCCAGUCAAACGUGCAAUAUGUCCAAAGAACCUGUCUGCGGUGGUGUAACUGAAGAGGCGGAGAUUCAUAAAGAGGAACAUGAAGAGCGUAUCAAUGCGGCACUUGCCACAACAGGCGAUCACGCUGGUCGAUCGUACAAACUACACCGUGUGACAAAGCAAGUUGUGGCUGGAAUUAAUUAUGUGUAUUACAUUUCUUUCGAAAAUGACGAAUCUGGGCAGCAGUAUAAGGUAACCGUGUGGGAACGACCCUGGCUGAAGGAAAAGGAUCCGGCAGAGGCGCGUAAAGUUACUUUCGAAACGCAUUCGGAGUGAAUAUUGAAAUCUCUUUUGAAACUAGGGAAUUACGAUACUGAAGGAAAUUAUGUUUAUAAGAUGUGAUGUAUUAUUGGCUUGUUAAAUUCAAAAACUGACAAUAACUCGCCUUAGAAAGUCUUGGAAUACUAAUUAAUUAAGAUGCAAAAAAUGUUCUUAAAUUGAAUUGAAUAAAAUGAUUUACCUUCGAGAGACAA
Molecule: messenger RNA, 631 nt
Organism: Anopheles nili
Lineage: Eukaryota; Metazoa; Arthropoda; Insecta; Diptera; Culicidae
Product: cystatin-like protein
Exons: 2
Coding region: 138-434 (98 amino acids)
Source: RefSeq, a predicted model, not a curated record